Messenger RNA from Trypanosoma conorhini, 795 nucleotides. Its product is annotated as 6-phosphogluconolactonase. Gene Ontology annotation, biological process: pentose-phosphate shunt; carbohydrate metabolic process. NCBI's taxonomy places the organism in Eukaryota, Euglenozoa, Kinetoplastea, Trypanosomatida, Trypanosomatidae. The record is from RefSeq and is a predicted model, not a curated record. The coding region runs from base 1 to 795 and encodes 264 amino acids. Gene Ontology annotation, molecular function: 6-phosphogluconolactonase activity. The transcript has a single exon.
AUGUCCUUUAAACCGAGUAUUGUUAUAUGCGACUCACCCGGGGAACUGAGCGGUGUGGCAUGCCAAAAGAUAGUUGACAUUAUCCACGCUGCAAAGCGCGAGAGCUGGCCCCUUUCCAUCGCUCUCUCCGGUGGCUCCACGCCCAGGAUGUUGUACACGCGUUUGCAUGAGGAGCAGUUGCACCUGCUCAGGGAGGAGCGGGCAUUGCGCUUCUUCUUUGGCGAUGAGCGGCUCGUGCCCGCCGAGGCCGCUGACUCGAACUAUAACAUGGCAAGACAGGCACUUCUGCGCGACAUCCCCGAAGACCUGGUGGUGCCUGUGGACGUGAGCUGCGCUGGAGGGGAGGCCUCGAAGGACGCCUGCGACGAUGCCAUGCAGGCCGCGGAAGCGUACGAAAGGCGCAUCAACUCGUUUCCCCGCCUUCAAACGGUGGAGACGAUGGACACACGGGUCCCUGUCUUUGAUAUCGUUCUGCUUGGUCUGGGCUCGGACGGACACACCGCCUCCAUAUUUCCCGGCUCUCGAGCCGAGAGCGAAACGCGCCGGGCCGUAAGUGUGGGCUUUCCGAGCCCCACGAUGAACCCAAAGGUCUGGCGAGUGACCUUGACGCCCGUCACCAUCACCCACGCGCGGCAUGUUAUUGUGCUUGCGACGGGCAAAGAAAAAAAAUGGGUGCUGAACGGCAUCGUGUUAGACACGCCCAAAGAAGCACCUGUUUCAAGGUUUCUGCGCAAUUGCACGGGUGGCGUGACGUUCAUAUUAGACAAGGAGAUAGCGGAGGAUCUUGGACGCUAA